AUGUCAUUUCAAAAUAUAGAAAUUAAUAUUGGUUCCAUAGUACUUGGAGAUAGAUCGUUAAACAAUGGGCAAUAUGGUGAAAAAAGAUCAGUUAAAAAGGUAAAUUUUGAUGUUCCAUUUAGUGGUACACCAAAAGUUUCACUCGGAAUCAAUUUUUUUGAUUCAUCAAUAUCAGAAAAUGCAACCAGAGUUAGAACUAUUGCAACUAAUAUUACAAAUCAAGGUUUUGACUGUAUAUUUACAGCUUGGGAGGGUAAUACCAUCUAUGAUAUGCAAGUUGACUAUGUUGCUGUAUAUAAUCCAAGAUUAAAUGGUAAUAGUAAUAAUAAUAGAAAUACAAACAAUAAUAGCAAUAACAAUAACAAUAGCAAUAAUAGACAACAACAACAACAACAAUAUCAUGAUGAUAAUAGAAAUAAUCAAUCUUUCCAAAAUAUGAAUAUAAAUGAUGAAAACGAUUAUAAUGAUAGACAACCAGAACAUCGUGAACAACCACAACGUCGUGAACAACAGCAAUCACAACUUGCAGAUAAACAGGUCAAUAUAAAAUCAAUUAAACACAAUAGUUAUAUUCGUGAUAAUCAAAGUGUAGCUGAUUUGUCCCAAACUGCUAGAGGAAAUGAAACAUGGACAAUUACCGCUGCAAACAAUGGUACAUAUUAUAUUCAUAACCACUUUAACCAUUAUUUAAGUUCCCAAGGUAAUGAUAGAGUUUUAUCAUCUGAAAGAAAUGACUCAUCUCUUUGGAGGAUUCAGGAACGUAGACAAGGUGUAUAUUCAAUUCAAAAUGCUAAAACUGGUAACUACUUAAGUGCAACUGAUAGAGGUGAAGUUAAAACAAAUGUAAAGCAAGUAAAUAGUUGGGAAGAAUUUCAAUUUAUUUACAUUUAA
Molecule: messenger RNA, 891 nt
Organism: Dictyostelium purpureum
Lineage: Eukaryota; Evosea; Eumycetozoa; Dictyosteliales; Dictyosteliaceae
Exons: 2
Coding region: 1-891 (296 amino acids)
Biological process (GO): cell-cell adhesion
Cellular component (GO): protein complex involved in cell adhesion; phagocytic vesicle; cell surface
Molecular function (GO): oligosaccharide binding; N-acetylgalactosamine binding; polysaccharide binding
Source: RefSeq, a predicted model, not a curated record